GUUUUUUCCGGUCAACUCAGUUGACCCUCACAGGCAGCUGGCAACGUAUAGCGAGACGGACCUCCAGACAAAAUGAAGCGACAGCCGGAAGAACAUCGUACUGAUGUGAAUGGUGAUGGUACGGGAGAGACGCCUUUGGCAGAUCUGCCUGACGAGUAAGCAAGGGGUCCUUCGAGUCACAGAGCAGUGCGCGUCCCACUCCAUCCAUGUAUGAUCUGUUUCCAUGUCCUCCGUCAGUCUGUUGGUGUAUCUGGAGCACUGUGUGGCACAGUUCGACGCCGAUUUCAACAGAGUGGCUGACGAGUUCAAAGGUGAAGUGAAAGCUGUGGAGUGCAUGCGUCUGAUGACUGCUCUGUUGUCAUGUAGCGCUGGUAUCUGACGCUGGCCCAGGGGAAGGCGACGGCUCCUCUGCGUCUCAGUUCACAGCCGAGAACCUCAGGCGACGAUGGCUGAAGCACACCAAGCAGCAGACGAACCAGCCUGCCAAUGCCGCUGAAAGUGCCUCCUCGAGACCAGCCGACACGGCUGAGGAGAAGGAACGUGAUGAACAGAAGAUGAAUGGGGAAGGUGGCGCCACCGAGACGGAAGGAAAACCUUCAAAUGUGUCCGACUUCAACAUCCUCCGAGACAGCCUGAGAGGUCGGCUUGCCCAGAUCCAGGCAAAUGCAGCAGCCAACCUGCCGUCGAUGGUCGAGGGAGAAGGGACUGGCGGCGAUGAGCAGCCGUCCUCGACGGAUGCGCGAGGGGAAGCGGCAGAUGAGACACACGAGGACGAGACAGAGAGAGAAGGCGCGGAUGGGGACGCGGAGGACGAUUCGCCUGUGGAAAUCUACGAUGCGACGAGGGCCAGAGUGACCGGCGGCAUCCGCCUGCAAGACGCAUCCCCACCAUCCACUUCAUCAGCCCGACCAGCGACCGAUGAGACGAAUGGAGACGCCUCGGUGGUGGUGCAGAUGGCCCUCACAGAGACGAAUGCGGCACCCAUUCCACAUUCCCUCCCCUCUGCUAUGGACAAGAAGAGCGACAAGGGUUUGAUCACGUCUCCGCCGACAGACUCAACCUUCCUCCCUGAGACGAACGAGACACAGAGUGUCCAGCAGGACACCGACGAGGCCGCCUUCAGCCAGAAGACAAAAGAACUCUUUGGCACGGACAAAGUGAGGGAGCUGUUUCCCGACCUGCCAAGAUCGUGGACUCACCCGAUGGCCAGGGACAUGGGUGCGGGACCUUCUGCCGCCGACGAGGAGUCCGCUGCCACGAUCCCGAGUUUUGACGCUAUUCUGUUGAGCCAGCAUGUCAACCCUGAUGACCCUGUGGAUGGGAACUUGGUGCAACUGCCGCCUGUAAGAUGAGACAUAAACAGAAGGGUAUGCAUAUGGCGACAUUCGACGUAUGUCUCUGCCCACAGGGGUUGGAGGAUGUAUACAGUGCACUACGGCAGGGACUUGCAGGCAGGAACUACGCUGCCGAGGCUCCCCCGGUGGACCGGCCCCACAGCCAAGCACCGAGGUCUGCCAUACCGCAGCGUUUCCAGCCGACCAUCAAGCGAGUGAGAAGAGAACAGGAAACGGCCCCUGGUGCUGACGGUAGUGAAAGGAGCGAGGCGGUGUGUGAUGGGGUCGAGCGGAUUGGGUAUGGGGAAGACGAAGGCCCCGAUGGAGACGACGAGGACGAUGUGGGCACGGAAAUAUUGGCAAAAGGUACAACUGUUUGUAUUUAUGGCUUCUUCAUUCCCGCUUCAGGUUGGUUGGCUGUCGCUUCGUGCUCGUAUGAAGCAAAACAGCCAAGACCUACUGUCAAAGAACAACGACAUCCAGGAACCCACACGGCCGCUCCCACCUCUGGUCCGCACCGAUCUAUUUCCUCCCGCCCCUCCCGUCCCUUCCACCUUCCCCGAGCCGCCCACGCCCCCACCGUCACACGCACCAUCGGCCCCUCUGCCCCGCGUCCCAUCCCCUGUAGCCAUCAUGCGCGAGCACCCGACUAUGGACGACGAACUGCCCUCGGAUGAGGCACCAUCGCCAUCGGCCAGUGUCACUGCAAGUGCCUUCAGAGACGGCAGCACGGGGGCCGACAGCACGUCCCCCGGAGACGCUUCCGUCGGUGUGGCUCGGCUGACUCCUCGGCUCUUGACUGAGAUCGAGAGGGAGGAGUUCGCCAGGGAGACGGAGAGAAGACGAGACGAGUUGCGGGGGCGGCUGGCUCCAAUUAUGUUGCCGCGAAGCCCGGAAACAAUCGAAAGGCUGGCUGCACUGACGACACCAGCGGCGACACCGAGUGGUACGGCAGCGGCAAGAGGCAGAGAGGCAAUCGGCAGGCGCUGGAUGGUGCAAAUGGAGGAGCAGGAAAACACAGAGAUGGCGGCAUGGACAUCAACCAAUGAGAUCACAAAGAGCAGAGAGGAGGAUCAGCCAUCGAGCACCGCCGGCCCGAGUGCUGCACGUGCUGAAGGGGAGGAGGCGGCGCCACCUGAGGUGACGGAUGACCAAGCCAGGCAGGCGCAGAAGGAGCGGCUGCAGUCUCAAAUAUCAGCGUGGUUCGCUCAGCGAGACGACUUGUCUCUCUUCCACCCAUCUGUCAGCUUCGCCCCAUCACUGCCGUCGUUUCCGGAGACACACCUUGACGCCUUCAAGCAGCUUCCGACCACCACGACGUUGCCGCCAUGUCUCGCCCGAUGCACCAUCGCCAUCCUGCCGUGGGGCUGCUCGUCUCGUGUGCUGACCCCGCCAUCUGAUGUGCAAGUGCUGGUACUGGAGACGCUGUUCCAGCGGGGCCUGGUCACGUCAGUGAGCCAGCUGCCGUGGACGUGUGUGGCGUCGUCGGCCCUCAUGAGGCACCAGAUGGCGAUAAGGGCGGCCGCGCAUAGGUCGGCGGCGGUGCUGCUGUUGGUGCUCAAAUGUCAGGACACCUCUUCGGUGCUAGACGUGGCCAUGGAGGGGUCGGAGCUGUCGCUGAGGGACGCGCUGUGGCUGUUCUCUACCAGUGCGGCCCUGCUCAACGACGCCAUACCCCUGCUGAUGGCACCUUUGUCGUUCUCACAGCACGGGUUUGCGUCGUGCAGUGUCGGCGGGUCCGACGCGCUUGGGACUGAUAUGCACGUGGAGAGCAUCUGUGUGACGCUGCGCUUGCAACCGAGCUCAGCUCCGACUUUGCUGCCGUGGCUGUUCAAACACACCAGCCAAGAGAGCCUCCUGUGCAUCGGGUCGGUGAGACACAAACAAGGGCAUUUAGCAUGACUAUUCAUUCAUCCGAUGUGUACAAUGCGGGGGCUUCAGGCUUCGUUUGGUAUACUCGACGCCGUCAACCAUCCAGUCGUCCCCAACCCUCUCGCUGAAGCGCUCGCAGACGCCUUACCUGCCGACACUGAUCUUGGCCUUGAGAGGACCUUUCGCCCUCACCAAGUGGCACGCCAUCCAGGGACCGGCCGACCCCACACUGGCCAGACGCACUGACCCCUCGUCGCUCAACGCUUUGUAUGGCGGCCAGGACCGGGGCAGUGCUGCUGCCACGAGCGUGCAGGCGCCACACCACGCCAUGAUGGAGGUCAUCUGGGCAUUCGGCGGGCGAAUCGACCUGACAGACAGUAGGUGGGAUGGCUGCACUGUGGGCGUGGGGGAUCGGCUCCAGCAGCUGGUGUAUGGGGCGGCCAACUGCAGACAGCUGCUGAUGAAGAACAGUCCAGCUGUCUACCGUGUUGCCCUGAGCAACCAGCUGCUCCCGCAGUGUCUGCCGCAGCUCAUUGGGGCUCUACAGUCCCGCUGUGGCGCCCUUCUGAGCAUCAGCUCCCUCCCGUCCGUCUCCAUCGCCUGUAUUCCACCCCGCACAUCGAGUUUCGUCUUCACGUCUGUGUCGGAGGGCGGGUGGGAGGCCCUCUCGUCGAUCGAGGAGCACCUGUUGCGCCCACCAGUGCAGACCCAAGGAUGGAGGGACCUCACGAAGGCGGGCGCCCACGCAGUGUCACAGAGACGUGAUUCGAAGGAGAAGGACAAAGGGAAGGAAUGUGGGGCUCUGCCUCUGUCCUUUCAUCCCUUGGCUGGUGAUGUGUCGGUCGACCCUCUGGGGCUGCUCAUCCGGGGCGGUGACCUCAGGGGCCGGGGGAUGGUGGCCAUGGGGUCGGGUGGCGCAGGAGACGAAGACACGCCAGAAAUAGCAGUAUUCGGUGCGGAAAGAAGCGAUCCCUUUCAGAUCGUUGCAAUGGGGACAUGAGUGUGUGUCUUGCAGGUGCGUGUGGUUCGCUCGACGAGGCCCCAGGUCUUGCUGCGUUCCUUGCUGACGUCCUCUGCGAUGGCAGCAUCGCAUCCCGCAUCCGCGUGCCCGAGGACGGCAGGGAUGACGUCCAAUCAUUCGACGACAUACCACUCUUCGGUGAGACACACUCACACAAAGAGCUCUUUUGCAAGGUUCGUACAAAGAGGCUCGCUCUGUUGCUUGAUGAUCAGGUGGCGCCCUGCAAGUGAUAGCCUUCACCCUCAUCGACCUCAAGUACCACAACCAAAUCAGCAACCAGGAUGCCGCAGCGAAGGAGACAUCGGCAGCUGCAUCCCCACACGACGAUCUCUCCUCUCUCUCCUGGGGCGGCGCCGGCAGCCUCUGCAGAGACAAUGCCACAAUGACGACUGAGGGGCGAGAGGCGAGGGACAAGGGCAUCAAAGCCCUCAUGGCGCCCCAUCUCUGUGACCUCACCCAGCUGCAGCGAGGCGGGAGCCACCCCUGCCCCCUUGAGGACGCCCUGCGGCUGCGUGAGGAAGAUCUCAAGGACGGGGUGAUGUUCCUUUGUGCGGUGCGGGGCGAGCGGGCGAUCGAGUCGAUGAUCGGCCCGCUGAACCGCACUGCACGUCGACAUAUAUCCCAGCGAGCCAGAGCUCCCCAGCCCCCGGUCAGCCGGCAGCUGAGCGGGUCUCUUUCCAACGGAUCAGGGCCGGUUGUGAGACCCGUUGAGGCCGACGAUAUCGUUUUCCUCACGCCAGAUCAGAAGGUUAGGCGAGAGAGCGGGCACAAAACAGCUCGUCUGUAUGGCCUUUGGCAUGAUGUAUAGGCUGCCCGUGCCAUCUGGCGUCUGUUCUUCGGCCGGCACGAGAGGUCAGUGCCGGUGGUGGGUGGCGGGUCGUUCAUCGCCCACCCCGCCCGCCAUCGGCUGUCCGAAGAGCGAUACCACCCAUCGCCCCCACUCACACACGUGGGGGAGGCUCUCCUGUUUUCUUCUGCCCUGCGGCCUGUCAUGACAUCAACGGUGGCAGUGCUGCUCGCCGGUGGGCUGUCGGCUGCCUCUGGUGUGUCGAAUAGCCCGCCUUGUCUAACAUCUGCCCUCGAGAUGGUGGCCCAUGCGGCGCCGACACACAACAUCGAGAUCGCUGGAGUGUACACCACACGUAGGCAGCCAGCAGGGGACACAUGAUGGUCUACGGUGGAUGGCCUUUCUCUGUGCGUGUGCCAUUCAGCGCUGCCGUUGACGGAUUUGGAGGCUGCCAUUUUGUGCAGACAGGAGUUGGAUGACAACCGGGCCCACCUGACCCCCUCAGUGCGGGACAGCGUCACGGCGUUCUUUCAAUCGCUGGCGAUGUCCGCGCACGAUGGCCAUUUCAUCGUAUGGGUCACACUCAAAGGCACCAAUGGUAACACACCACACAACGAGAGAGGCACGACAUCUCGUCUUGUCUCGUCUGUUCACCGUGUGCGUCAGUUGUGAAGCGGUGGGCCCGUCUGUGCGGCUCUUCGUACGCCGCCCUCAAUACACAGCUGUCCCGACCUGCACUCAAGAACCAGAUCGGCCACAUCCCACUCUCAACCACACACACACCCACAGCCACAGCCGCAGACACCUCGGCCUUUUCUCUGCCCGCCCUGCUGUGUGCGACAUCCUACCAAGCAGCCCAGUUUCUGCUGAAUCAGCUGCUGCGUCGGGGGGGCAAGCGACGUGCGAGGGAGAGGGCGGCCGGAAGUGGGCUGGAGGGGUAUGAUGAGGGUCAGGCCGGGGCCAGUGAUGCUGCCGAGGCCAAGACGUGUGUAAUUGUGAGCGUGAAGGCUGAGGAGUCGCUCGCUGGAGUUCUGGAAGGUAGCUGAGACACGGCCAGGUGCCUCUUUGGGGGUAUACGCGGUGGUGUGGUUGGUUUCUGCAGCGUUUCUUGGUCAUGUGUUGCGUGUGGAUCCGCCGGUGGAGUUGCGUGCCGUCAAGACGCUGAGCCCGCCAGAGAUCCACUCGUUCAGACACUUCCUGGCCCACCAAGUCAGUCAUAACAAGGCUACCGCAUCACCCACUGACUCACUCACUCAUCGCCGAUCAUUGUCUCAUUUCCCAGGGUGUCCUGGUGGACACUGCUGUGACUAUGUCUGCUCCGGUGGCGUCUGCUGCUGGUUUGCCGUCUGUUGCUGUGCUGGUCUGCGAGGGCGUCCACGCCGCUGCCAGCAUACAGGCACACACACAGAGAGAGAGACAGAGAGAGAGAGUGAAAAGACGCUGACCCUCUCCUGUGUGGUGCCUGCCUGGCAGGGUGUGUGUGAUCGUCACUAUCGUCAGCAGGCGGCCGUCAAGUGCGCUGUGGCACAGACACCCACCAUGGUAUGUAUCUGCACACCGCCAUCCAAGCGGGUGGAUGCCAUCAGCCAAUAUGUGCUGUUAUCCACAUGCUCAGGUGGCCCGUGAGCUUCGCGCCUUCUUCCCCGACCUCUAUCCGCCCGUGCAGCGCAGCCAGUCCACACGCGCGCGAGGGUAGCCACUCAGCCAUACACUGAUGCAGUGUUUUUGGGAUGGGAGUGCUCACUUUGUGGUGAAGUGGAGUGCAGUCAAGUGUGAGCCUUAGAUGAGACAAACCAAACGGACGGAC
This is a messenger RNA of Vitrella brassicaformis, 6821 nucleotides long. NCBI's taxonomy places the organism in Eukaryota, Vitrellaceae. The record is from the annotation of a GenBank genome assembly.